GGUUCCCUCACCUGGCUCUGCUGUUUUUCUCUCUGGAGUUUGAGGCCGCUCCUCCUCUGCUCCUGCACCCUGUCACCUGCCAGGUGCGAGCAAAGAACCCUAGCAAAGAACGCUGGGAAUCCGGCAGCUGUAAAUGAGGUUUCAGUCCAUAAUUGGCUAGCUCCAAGGCAGGAUGGCAUGACAGAGGGGCAACGCAGAGGAGAAAAGUGGUUCAUGGCAUGGAAGACAAGAGGCAGCAAAAGCAGCAAGGGGAAAUGUUAACAUUCAGGGAUGUGGCCAUUGAUUUCUCUGUAGAAGAGUGGGAAUUCCUGGAGCCUGCUCAGCAGAAUUUGUAUAGAGAUGUGAUGAUAGAGAACUACAGAAACCUCCUCUCCCUGGGUUUAGCUGUCACUAAGCCAUACCUGAUCACCUUUCUGGAGCAAAGCAAGGAGCUUUGGGAUGUAAAGAGUCAGGGAACAGCAGCUAUACAUCCAGCAGCUAUGUCUUCUCAUCAUACCCAAGGAUUUUCAUCAGAGAAGGACAUGAAACAUUCAUUUCAAAAAGUGAUAAAUCAAAGAUCUGAAAAUUGUGGCUUUAGUAGUUUGCACUUAAAGAAAGACUGGAAAAUUGUUAAGUAUGAAGAUGAGAAUCCAUUUCAUAAUGGAUACCACCAGUGUAUGACAACUGAAAAUAACAAAAACUUCACUGUCAAUAAAAAUCAAGAACAUAUAGCCUCACAAAAUAUAUCUGAAUUUAUGCCACUACAUUUUAAUAAUCCACAUCAGACUAUUAAGCCUACCUUUUCCUGUGCCAAAAUAUGCAGUUUUAACCAAUAUGGGAAGGAAUUUAUGCGUCCAUUAACACAUAAUCAAAGUCCACAUAUAGAUAUUUGGAAAACUAAUGACAUAUAUAAUAAAAAUGGGAAGGCCUUUAAGAACAGCUGUACUCUAUAUAAUUGCCAGGAUACUCAUAUUGAAAAGAAAAUUUAUCCUUAUAAUGAAAGUAUUGAAAAUUUUUACCAUGGCUCAAAUCCUAAUAAACAACAAUUUUCAGAGAACAUUUAUAAAUGUGAUACGUGUGGGAGAGUCUUUGACCAGUCCUCAGAAUUUACUACCCAUCAAAGUGCCCAUUUUCAAGAUAAGGUUUAUAAUUGUAAAGACUGUGGCAAAGCUUUUGUUGAUGACUCUAUCUUUAAUCAACAUCAGAACAUUCAUACUAGAGAGAAAUCCUACAAUUUUAAAGAUAAUGAUAAACCCUUUAAAUAUUGCUUAAGCCCUAUUCAACAUCAGUUAAUUCUUCCUGGAGAGAAAUCCUACAGUUGUAAAAAUUCUGACAAAACCUUUAAUCAGAACUCAACAUUUGCUAAGCAUCAAGCAAUUAAAAUUGGAGAGAAACCCUAUAAAUUUAGAGACUCUGGUAAAACAUAUAUUGAAAAGUCAGUACUUACUCAACACCAGAGAGUCCAUACUAAAGAGAAACCCUACAAAUGUAAAGUAUGUGACAAAACCUUUAGCCAAAUUUCUCCUCUUACUCAGCACCAGAGAAUACAUACAGGGGAGAAACCUUACAAUUGUAAAGAAUGUGGCAAAGCCUUUAGAUACUGCACAACCAUUAUUCGACACCAAAGAAUUCAUACUGGAGAGAAACCGUACAAAUGUAAAGAAUGUGGCAAAGCUUUUAUUCAGAGGUCAACACUUAUUCAACACCAGAGAAUUCAUACUAAAGAGAAGCCCUACAAAUGUACAAAAUGUGACAAAACCUUUAAUCAAACUUCACAUCUUACUCGGCACCAGAGAACACAUACGGGAGAGAAACCUUAUAAAUGUAAGGAAUGUGGUAAAACAUUUAGAUAUUGUACAACGGUUACUCGACACCAAAGAAUUCAUACUGGAGAGAAACCCUAUAAAUGUGACGUAUGUGGGAAAUGCUUUAAUCAAAGUUCAACGCUUACUCAACAUCAGAGAAUUCAUACAGGAGAGAAACCCUACGAAUGUAAACAGUGUGGCAAAGCAUUUGAUCGAAGGUCAAAUCUUAGUAAUCAUGAAAGAAUACACACUGGAGAGAAACCAUACAAAUGUAAAGAAUGUGGCAAAGCCUUUAAGUAUUGCUCCACCAUUAUUGGACACCAAAGAAUUCACACUGGAGAGAAACCCUACAAGUGUAAAGAAUGUGGCAAAGCCUUUAAUCAAAGCUCAACCCUUACUAAACACCAGAGAAUUCAUACUGGUGAGAAACCCUAUAAAUGCACAGAAUGUGACAAAAGUUUUAAUCAAAUUUCACAUCUUUCUCGGCACCAAAGAACACAUACUUCCAAUCUUAGACAACAUGGCCAAAUUCAUGUUAGAUAAAAAUCCUAUAAAGGUAAAUCUCCUGGAAAAGCUUGUAACAGUUUUUUCACAUUUUAAUCAGCAUAAGAUAACUUAUACUGGAGAAAACCCCUACAAAUACAAAAAUAUGAAAAAGCCUUUCAUGGAUAUUGAGUCUUCAUUCAACAUGAGAAGAUACAGAUUUUUAUUAAAACUUUACAUAUGUAUUAACUGGAGAGACUUUGAGAAAAAUAUGCACUUCAUAACAUCAAAAUAUUUAUUUUGGAAAAAAUCAUUUACAAAUAUAAAGGUAAAGAAUAGCCUUUAUUCAUAUCUCUAACCAUAAUGUGAAAGAUGUGUUACUAGGGAUAAAUCCUACAAAUAGGAAAAUGUGCUAAAUAACAACUCUUGCUUAAAAUAUACUAGACAUCACUACUUGAUGUGGUAGAAAGGAAACAUACCCAUCAGAACAAUGUGGAUUACUCAUCUCUAAAGGAAUAUGUUGAUUAUAAGUCUAUGUUUAUUAAAUAGCCUCAUUUUUGAAAACCGGACAAAGAAUAUCUUCCAAAUUGGACAUUAUAUCAGAACAAGAUAGGUUUCUGACAGUUUUUAAAUUGUUUC
This is a messenger RNA of Fukomys damarensis (Damara mole-rat), 2906 nucleotides long. Its product is annotated as zinc finger protein 883. Gene Ontology annotation, biological process: regulation of transcription by RNA polymerase II. The record is from RefSeq and is a predicted model, not a curated record. NCBI's taxonomy places the organism in Eukaryota, Metazoa, Chordata, Mammalia, Rodentia, Bathyergidae. The transcript is spliced from 5 exons. The coding region runs from base 219 to 2327 and encodes 702 amino acids. Gene Ontology annotation, molecular function: RNA polymerase II cis-regulatory region sequence-specific DNA binding; DNA-binding transcription factor activity.